AUGUUGUCCAACACCAGUUCUGACUUCGAGUUGAUCGUUCGCCAGCAGCCCAAUCGGGCUCGUGUGGCCGGUGGGAAGGAGAAAGAACGCAAGCCAGUCGAUCCACCGCCGAUUGUGCAACUCCGGGUAAGAGAGGAAGGGAGCUAUCUCGCGCAACACUACCUACAGAGCCCAUAUUAUUUCAUGUGCUGCAGUCUGUACGAUGCCAAUGAAGAUCAGCCAGUUCCCGUACCGCCGGCCACAGCUUUGGCAGGCACUCUUGUCUCGUCGCUUCACCGGUUGAAGGAUGUGGAUAAUAAUGACGGCGGAUUCUUUGUAUUUGGGGAUUUGUCGGUCAAAAUCGAAGGGGAGUUCCGACUGAAGUUUACCUUGUUUGAGAUGCGAAAGGAUGUGGUUACCUACCUGAAAUCCAUUAUCUCUGAUCGCUUCACUGUUUCACCACCAAAGACUUUUCCUGGAAUGCAAGAGUCCACGUUCCUUUCUCGGUCAUUUGCCGACCAGGGUGUCAAACUACGGAUCAGAAAAGAGCCUCGCACACUGUCUUUGAAACGGCCGCCACGGCCGGAAGAGUAUCCCCAGCAGCCAUUGCCUCGCUCCCCAGACCGGUCUUCAAUACAGAUGUCAGGGAACGCUUUCACUGGCUAUCCGGCAGCAGGCAGAGAUUAUGCAUACUACGGGACACCGGUCAAACGUCAACGGACGUCUGUGGACUACGGGAACAGAGGCAUCUAUGACGCAGAAGGUCGGAUGCGCCAGGUGGAUGCGUAUCCACAAACCACCGCCAUGUAUCCGAAUCAGCCAGGAACAUACCAGACCCCUAUGAUGCAAGGAUAUCCUGCGGGACAUGCAGGAGUACCAGAUUAUGCGAUUUCGUAUGGGAUCCCACCAUCCGCUCAAGUGUCCCAGAUGCAGGAUCCAACGGCCCAAGCACGCUCCAGCCAGCAAGCAACGAUGCAAUCUCUAGGCAUGAUGAACCAGCCUGGUACUCCUACCGCAGAUUCGACGGCCGCCAUGAUGCCGCAAGGAUAUCCCCAGCCGCGAUCGCAGCAGUACCAAACCAGUUCUACAAUAUUACCACCUUUGCAACGGAAUCGCAAUUAUCCACAAGGGACUAACGGUGCAUCCGCACGAGGUUACUUUGAUCAGGCGUCACAAGGUGCAACUCCUAUUCUCCCAUCACAACCUAUGGGUUCAACCGAAGGGGAUCGAUAUGGUGCUGCGCCCGGUCAGACAACCUUUGAGCAUCCUGGCUCGCAUAAUGGGACACCCCGAUAA
Molecule: messenger RNA, 1275 nt
Organism: Aspergillus udagawae
Lineage: Eukaryota; Fungi; Ascomycota; Eurotiomycetes; Eurotiales; Aspergillaceae
Gene: vosA
Product: protein vosA
Exons: 9
Coding region: 1-1275 (424 amino acids)
Source: RefSeq, a predicted model, not a curated record